Molecule: messenger RNA, 432 nt
Organism: Abrus precatorius (Indian licorice)
Lineage: Eukaryota; Viridiplantae; Streptophyta; Magnoliopsida; Fabales; Fabaceae
Product: basic leucine zipper 4-like
Exons: 1
Coding region: 1-432 (143 amino acids)
Biological process (GO): positive regulation of DNA-templated transcription
Cellular component (GO): nucleus
Molecular function (GO): transcription cis-regulatory region binding; DNA-binding transcription factor activity
Source: RefSeq, a predicted model, not a curated record
AUGUUCUUCCACGAAGAGGAAGCGGUUCAGUCCUCAUGUUUUCCGUUUCUCGAAACCCCGUUCACUCCAAGUGAUAUAGAGGAGCUGUUGUCCUUCAUUAACCAACCGGUUGAACCGGCCAGUCCGGGAUCCGGUUCACAGGGAUCGAACCGAGCGGUUUACUCGACGCACGAGAGAAAGCUUAGGCGAAUGCAAUCGAACCGAGAAUCAGCGAGGCGGUCCCGUUGGAGAAAGAAGCGUCAUUUGGAGAACCUCACGAACCAAGUGAACCGGUUGAGAAUUGAAAACCGAGAAUUAAAAAACCGGUUAUGCGUCACCAUGCACAACAAUCUUUUACUAGCUGUGGAGAAUGAACGCUUAAGAUGCGAAUCCGUUACCCUCGGGUCUAAACUCUCCGAUCUAUAUCAAAUUUUAGGCACCGUGCUACAAUAG